AUGACUCUAGUCUGGAAACUGUUGCUGUCGUCGCGUGCGGGUUGACGCGCAGCGGUGCGUUCUCGGGCGCGUUUGGGGAUGUGAGUGAAUGACCCGCGUCCAGAUCAGCGGAAUGCGUGCAGGUGUGUGUGUGUGUGUGUGACGGACAUCAUCAUGCUCAAAGGCUCUCAGUGAUCCGCUCCUUCCCAUGAUUCCACACCAGGCCGCCCCAUGCCAGCCCGUAACCACGACGACCGCUCGCCUCCGUGAGCUCCUCCUCUGUCACCCGGCGGCCGUUUGACUGGAUGAGGAACCCAGCCUCCAGUGAUGUGAUGCACAGGUUUGAGGUUCUAGGGAUUGUGGGGGAAGGAGCUUACGGUGUCGUCCUGAAGUGCAGACACAAGGAGACUAAUGAAAUCGUGGCCAUUAAGAAGUUUAAGGACAGUGAAGAAAAUGAGGAGGUGAAGGAAACGACCAUGCGUGAGCUGAAGAUGCUCCGCACGCUGAAGCAGGAGAACAUCGUGGAGCUGAAGGAGGCGUUUCGGCAGCGAGGGAAGCUGUACCUGGUGUUUGAGUACGUGGAGAAGAACAUGCUGGAGCUGCUGGAGGACAUGCCCAACGGAGCUUCACCGGAGAAGGUCCGGAUCUACGUCAACCAGCUGAUCAAAGCCAUCCACUGGUGCCAUAAGAACAACAUCGUCCACAGAGAUAUCAAGCCGGAGAAUCUGCUCAUCAGCUCAGACGACAUGCUCAAACUGUGCGACUUCGGUAAGUUUCUGGCUCCGUACGGGAAGGCGGUGGACAUGUGGUCAGUGGGGUGUAUUCUGGGCGAGCUGAGCGACGGUCAGCCUUUAUUUCCGGGCGAGAGUGAGAUCGACCAGCUCUUCACCAUCCAGAAAGUCCUGGGACCCCUGCCGCCCGAACAGAUGAAGCUCUUCUACAACAACCCACGCUUUCACGGGCUACGGACUGUCAGCCAGGGUUAUCCAUGUCAUUGUGGUUUGUAUUUUCAGAACCUGUUGCUGUUGAACCCGAAUGAGCGCUAUCUGACUGAACAGAGUCUGAACCACCACGCCUUCCAGACUCAGCGCCUGACGGAGCGACCCGGCCCGCUCACACCCACACCCGUCCGCUCCUCCAAGAGGAAACCGCUCCUGGACAACAGCGCCCCCAGCAGGGGUCAUGUGGUCAAGAGUUCAAGUCACCAUCGUUCAAACAGUCGCGACUGCUCCAGUCUGCCCCGUCACGGGCACGACGACCUCCACCCGUCCAGCACCGAGGCGUUCCUGAACGGAUCGGUACCUUCUGCCAACAGCCUGAGCCCGGUGAUGCACCCCAAAUCCUUCCAGCCACUCAACCGCUCAGCAUCGUGCGGUAAAGACCUGGCCAGCCUGCAGCAUGCUAAAGAAGCCAAAUCCAAAGUGGGCGAUUUUGACUUCGGCAAACCGGCAGACGGACCGGGAGCCAAAUACCUAAAAUCCAAUACGCCUCGCUCACAGAACCGCCAUUCCUUUGUGGAGGGCAAGACCAGCACGUUGGUGGGUGACCGGGAGAAACAGAGCCGCCACGGUUACGGCGAGUCCACCGCGUCAUCGUCUUCGGGUGGGAAGGGGUCGUCCUCGUAUCUGAGUUUGUCCAAGAGUCACGGAGUGCUUAGCGACGCCAAAUCCGUGAGCAACCUCAGCGACAUGCGACUGCACCCAGAUGACCCCGCCGGCUCGCCGCGCUACUUCCCCAGCAGCUGCUUGGACCUCAACAUGAACCUGAACUUGCCGGCGCCAGGCAGCCCGUCCCUGCAACACGGGGAGCGUUCUGGACACAGUCCCGCAGUGGGGCGUCGCAGCAAACUGGAACGGGAUGGAAGCACAGUGGAGCCGUCCACCCGUCGCUCCUCAUCAAGGCAAAAGAGCCAGCAGCAGAGUGACGGAAACCCUGUCGAUCCGCUCGACCCCAUAGGGGGUCUGUCUCUUUCGGCGCCCCAUGAUUUCCCCUAUGGCGUGGGCUACACCAGCCCAUUUUCCUCCCAGCAGAGGCCACACAGGCACUCCAUGUACGUGCGGAGGGAACGGGGGCGACCCCACGGAGGCGAAGCGGGCGGAUUGGCAGUGGGGCAAGGGAUGCCCACUCGGGCCAGCAGUCUCCAGCUCCUGACCCCUCAGCUACAGCAUCGGACCCUGCCAAAACACAUGGGCAGCGCUGUGUCGCGGGACGCAGGAUUAGACGACAUCAGGAGCGACCCCGCGGCCGCAGAGGUCAGUCACACGCGACCUUUAAUCCGGGAGUCCACACGGGACAACACCGCUGCCUUUCACGCACCACGGCAAAAAAGCGAGGGAGGCGUUUAUCACGAGCAGCUCGCAGAUGACAGCGGAUCGGCCAAAGAGAACCGCAUGAUGUACAGCGAGUCGGUGCCGCGACGGGUCGGCAGCUUCUACAGGGUGCCGUCUCCCAGACCCGAUAACUCGUUCCACGAGAGUUCAGGAGUCACGAUAGACAGCAGCCACAACAUACACCAACCCACAUACGACCCGUGGACGGGGUCUGAGACACGGGACAUGAGCCCUUCAGAGCCCACCAAAGAGAAGGAGAAACAAGGCUUCUUCAGAUCCAUCAAGAAGAAGAAGAAGAAGUCACAAACCACAGACGCUGAUGAAGAGCGAAUUCCAGUCACGAGGAAAACACUGUUUCCUCUCUUUCACUCUCAGAGGAGCUUCACGCGCAGCUCCUCUGAGAGAGAGCGUCCCCUAGUGGCCACACCAAUGGUACACAUGAGUCUCACACCUACAGUCCUAUGGGGUUAGAUCUCUGCCACAAUUCUGCGUGCGAAAGAUC
Molecule: messenger RNA, 2811 nt
Organism: Sinocyclocheilus rhinocerous
Lineage: Eukaryota; Metazoa; Chordata; Actinopteri; Cypriniformes; Cyprinidae
Product: cyclin-dependent kinase-like 5
Exons: 15
Coding region: 285-2780 (831 amino acids)
Biological process (GO): protein phosphorylation; regulation of dendrite development; positive regulation of axon extension
Cellular component (GO): dendrite cytoplasm; nucleus
Molecular function (GO): protein kinase activity; ATP binding
Source: RefSeq, a predicted model, not a curated record